CACCGUCACCGCCACCGCGUGAACGCGCAGGCACUCGCUCCCCUGCGCCUCCCUCCCCCCGCGACGAGCGCAGCAGCCUCCCGGGCCCCUAUAAAAGCCCUCAGUCACCGGGCGGGGAGCACGGAGGAAGCUCAACCUCUCAGGUGUAUCUGUCCAACCAACAACCAUGCAGGCCGUAGCUCUGAUCCUCGCUUUGGCAGUCGUCACCGGCUGCAAUGCCCGCGUUGUGCGCCAGGCUGACGCCACCCCAAAACCCUGGGAGGACACCGUGGAGCGUUUCUGGCAGCACAUCUCCGAGCUGAACGGCAAAGCCGAUGGAGUCCUGGAGAACCUCAAGGCCUCUCAGCUCAGCAGGGAGCUAGACACUCUGAUCACCGAUACCAUGUCAGAGCUGUCUGCCUACAGAAAUGACCUCCAGACCAAGAUUAGUCCCUAUGCUGAGAUGUCCACUGGUCAGCUGACUCAGGACCUGCAGCUUCUGGCUAACAAACUGCAGAAAGACAUGGUGGAUGCCAAGGAGCGCAGCACACAGUACCUGGGCGAGCUCAAGACCAUGGUGGAGCAGAACACCGACGACGUCCGCGGCCGCGUCACCACCUACUCCAACAAGCUGAAGAAGCGCCUGAACAAGGACACCGAGGAGAUCCGCAACACCGUGGCCACUUAUCUGGGUGAGCUCCAGUCCCGAACCUCCCAGAACCUGGACACCGUGAGCGAGCAUGUUCAGCCCUACGUCCAGCAGGCCAGUGACUCUGCCACCAAGAAGCUGAAUGACAUCUCUACCAUGGUGCAGAAUCUGGCUGAGGGUCUGGGCCUGCAGUUGGAGACCCAGGCUGAGGGCGCCAGGACCCAGCUGGAGGCCACCGCUAAGGAGCUUUUCACCUCCCUCGAGGGCAAGAUCGAUGAGCUGAGAGAGUUGUUCUCCCCCUAUGCCACCCAGAUCCAAGAGCAGGUUGGGAACAUCAUGGACAAGGUCAAGGAGACCGCCUCUGCCUAAAAAGAGACUGAGGGUUUUUUUAAGGGUUGAAGGUGGUUGGUGGUAGAAGGAGAAAAUGUGUAAACCAUGAUUUCUUUAAGUCCAACAAAAGGGGGUAGUUAAAGAGUUACUGAUGAUAUCGGCAUUCCGGGUGUUCCAGUGUUCAGGAGGUUGACGAGAGGAAGGAGGGAGGAUGAGGUGCAUCUUUGAGAGAACGGCCAGCAGAUAAACGUCUGCCUGGGUUCUUUCUUCUGCAUGCUCACCCUCUCUCCUUCUCCUAUCCACUCCAUUUCUCCCUGAACACAAGCACCACAGUUAAUAGCAGCCUUUUGUGCACAAACAGACAAUUAUUUGUAACAUGCUUUGCUUUUCUUUGGCUUAACUCUUCUAGCCGUCAACCCCCCCACCCCAUCCCGACUCCUACAUUUUGCAUUGUGUUGCCUGCAUUCUGUUUGUAAAAAUAACUGCUGAGUUUGAGGAAGAAAAUCCUGCCUGUAUCAUCCCAAAAACAAACCAAACAUGCACAAGUGUCUUUCAUUUCAAUAAAUGCACUGAAAUACGAUGAUCAAACGAUCGGGGCACAGGCAGAAAUGUGUCAUUUGUUUCUAGAGCCAUUACUUGUUGUCAUGGCUCACAGACACGUGGCAUGUAAAACGACCUGAUGCAUAUAUGACAAUCAGUGAGUGAAUGUGGAAUAUGCCUACCCGUCCUCCAGUCCGAGUAUACAGUGUCCCCAAUGUUUCACAUGUCAUGCGCCCACCAUGCUGCUCACUGUCUGCACACGGCCUGUGGCCGUAGUGUGCAGAACAGUGCCGAGUGAAUAAAGAACCUAGAAAAGA
Scophthalmus maximus (turbot) is the source of this 1815-nucleotide messenger RNA. It is a transcript of the gene apoeb, whose product is annotated as apolipoprotein Eb. The coding region runs from base 167 to 997 and encodes 276 amino acids. The transcript is spliced from 5 exons. Gene Ontology annotation, cellular component: extracellular region; intermediate-density lipoprotein particle. Gene Ontology annotation, biological process: positive regulation of nitric-oxide synthase activity; cholesterol catabolic process; regulation of amyloid-beta clearance. The record is from RefSeq and is a predicted model, not a curated record. NCBI's taxonomy places the organism in Eukaryota, Metazoa, Chordata, Actinopteri, Pleuronectiformes, Scophthalmidae. Gene Ontology annotation, molecular function: lipid binding.